Messenger RNA from Poeciliopsis prolifica (blackstripe livebearer), 3561 nucleotides. RefSeq names its product zinc finger and BTB domain-containing protein 14-like. The record is from RefSeq and is a predicted model, not a curated record. The transcript has 2 exons. Gene Ontology annotation, biological process: regulation of transcription by RNA polymerase II. Gene Ontology annotation, cellular component: nucleus. Gene Ontology annotation, molecular function: DNA-binding transcription factor activity, RNA polymerase II-specific; protein binding; RNA polymerase II cis-regulatory region sequence-specific DNA binding. The coding region runs from base 120 to 1295 and encodes 391 amino acids. Lineage: Eukaryota; Metazoa; Chordata; Actinopteri; Cyprinodontiformes; Poeciliidae.
GUCACAACAAGAGGAGGAAGAGGAAAAACGACAACUCUGGAUCUGGAUCGUCGUCGACUGCCUUGCGUGACAACACAGGGAUCGUCCAGACUUCGGGUUGCUCCAGUUUGACCUGCGCCAUGUCUGAUUUGCUGAGAUACAUCGACUACGACCACAAAGCCACCUUCCUGAAGAUGCUGAACCAGCAGCGCAUGGAGGGCGAGCACUGCGACGUGGUGGUGGUGGUGGAGAACAUCGAGUUCCGGGCGCACCGCUGCGUCCUGGCCGCCUGCAGCAACUACUUCAAGAAGCUCUUCAAGAAGCAGAACGACGAGGACAACUCCAUCGUUGAGCUCGACUUCAUCCGCUCCGACAUCUUCGAGGAAGUGCUCAACUACAUGUACACGGCGCGGCUGGCGGUCCGGAAGAAGGACAUCAACAUGAUGAUGUCGUCCGGACAGAUCCUCGGCAUCAACUUCCUGGACAACCUUUGCACCCAGAAGCGGGAGCUGACCAACAUGAAGACCCGCGAGAACCAGGCGCCGGACGACCACGGCAUGCGGGCGCAGGACGCCAUCUUGAAAGAGCUCGCCAUGGAGGAGGUGAGGAAGAACAGCUUCUACGACCAGGGGAUGGACGCCAUCGGCCCCGGCGGCUCCCACGUCUCACAGCCGCACAGCUACAACACGGGGCUGGGGAAGGACCCGCACGCCCACGGCUGGGGGUCGUCGACCUCCGCCGCCGACAUGAAGCUGGAGUACCUCCUCUACGGCCACCGCGACCACAACUCCUGCCAGAGCGCCGGCGCCAAGCCGCUCGACCACAACGCCAAGAAGGAGCGACUGCUGACAGCCAACCGCCCGUACGGCUGCGAGCACUGCCCCAAAGCCUUCACCACCGCCGCACACCUCAAGGAGCACCUGAAGAUCCACUCGGGCUUCAAGCCGCACCGCUGCGUCGUCUGCGGCAAGGCCUUCAUCCGAGGGCCAGACCUGAAGCGGCAUGAGCGCGUGCACAGCAACGAGCGGCCCUUCGCCUGCCAGAUGUGCGAAAAGGCCUUCAAGCACAAGUCCCACCUGAAGGACCACGAGCGGCAGCACCGGGGCGAGCGGCCCUUCAACUGCGGCUCGUGCGACAAGGCGUUCAUCAAGGCGUCGGACCUGAAGCGCCACUGGAACACGAUGCACAGCGCCAACCCACGCAGACAGAUGUCGCUGUCGCCCGCCGCCUCCCAGCACGGCCAGGCGGAGGCCGCCGACCAGAGAGACUGGAAACUGGAGACCGGGUCACACUCGCACAACUCUGGGGACUGCUGAGCGAUCCGAACACACACACACACACACACACACACACACACACACACACUGACAUACAGGGGCGUCUCAGUCAAUAGGAAUAUAAUCAAUAAGGUAAUUUUAUUUCAGUCAUUUAGUCCAAAACGGAGGACGAGGGCCAUGCAAAGAAAAUUACGAAAAUAAAGUCAAUAAUAUUAUGAAUUUAUUCUCAAAAUAUAAUUCCUUUAUUCUUUUAUUAUUUCAACUUUAUUCUCGUAAUUUUAUUUUUCAGUCUUUUUCUCAAUAUGGCCUUUAAACUCCAUGUUUGGAAAAAAACAAUUAAUUACACACAGAACAUUUUAAAAUGUUAAUUUCUGUUAUUUUAGAGCAAGGGUGCCAAACUCGAGGCCUGUGGGCCAAAUCCGGCCCACCACAGCUAUUUUUGUGGCUCUAGGCUCGUGAGUUUAGAGGGCCACAUAAUUAGCAUUUUGAGAUAAAUAUUGUUAAUAUUUUUUAUCUUAAAAAGCACAAAUCAAAAGGAGAGAAAUAUAUAAUAGUUUAAGUUUGUCAGUAUGUAGUUUUAUUAAUACUAUCAUAAUCAGCAUUCAUGAUUUCAGUCUGACCCAAAAUUAUUUUAUAUAAUUGAUUUAGAGGAUUGUAGUCAAAACAUGUUUUAAUUACACAAACAACUGUAGUAAAAAAAUGUAUUCCACUAGUCGUAAUGUUUAUUUUAGUUAUUGUUUUUCUUCUGACCAUUGAUAAUUAAAAAUUCUUAUGAUUGGGGAAAAAAAACUAUUUUUUUUAUGCAGUAUUAAAAAUGCUAAUUAAAUUUUUAAAUGAGUUAAAUUUGCUUAAAAUGCAAUCAAGAGUUUGUAUUUUUCUACAGUUUAGCUUAAUUAAUCCUGUGACUGUCAGCAAAUGACAUUUUUUCUUAGUCAUUAUAUUCCAGUUGAUGAUUAAUUGAUUACUAAUUUAGUUGAGGAUUAUUUGAUGAAUCAAUUAAUCACGAUUAACCCGAUUAAUCAUUUCAGCCCUACAGUUCACACAAAGUAACAUAAUUUUAAGGAUUAAAAUGAACACAAAACUAUUUUUAUAAGAUUUUUAACAGAUGGUUAUUUUAUGUAGCUGCUAACUUUAGAGUUAUCUCUCAGUCAGUCACGUUUGAUGAAAGACAGAGGACCAGAGUAGAUAAGUAGAUGCACAUUGCACGUCAAAUCAUCAUCACUGACUGUGAAAACUUUACACUGGACCUCAUUUAACCUUGAAGACGCAAAUUUUACUUUCCUUUAAAGAAGAAUUUUGGGCCUGAUUCAGAAAUAGCCAAAUGUGUAACAUUCAUCAGGUGUUUCCUGUGUUUUUACAUCGCCUACUAUCACACUUUUUCCUUCCACUAAACGUUCAUAACAUUUCUGUAUUAAAAAUCUUAAGUGAUUUUAUGAGAAUUUCAGGUUGUAGCCAGUGUCAAAUUGUUAGAAAAAUGCUUUUUUAACUUUAUUUUUUUUAAUUGAAUUGUUGACAUAAAUUACCUUUUUGAUGAUAUUGUAAUUGAUUGAGAUGCCAGUGGACUGACCUGCUAACAUGCACACUUUAAUCCCACUUACACACACUGACACAAGCACGAGGACAGUGAUGGGAGUGCAGAACAGGAGAGCAGAGCAUGUUCAUAAAGACUGUGAGGCUGUAUUAUUAUUAUUAUCAUUAUGAUUAUUAUUAUAAUUCUAAAGAGUUAUGUCCUUCCACCUGUAAAGUCAUGUAAAUGUUUAGUUCACUAUACUAUACAUAUAUUUUUCACAAAGCAUCGUCGCUAUCUAGACCGGAGGGGUUCUCAUAACGUUAUUUUUUUUUCUUUUCUUUUUAAUAAAAUAAACAUUUAAAUGUUCUUUUAACCUUUUAUGGAUUUUAUGGAGAUAAAAACAGAGUCCAAGAAGGAAAGAGGGAAUAGGGGAGAAAAUAAUUUUCUGCAUAACAUUUGUUGCAUUGAGUAUAUUCAUGUGGAUGUUUUUAAAUGGAUGUGUUUAGUUGUAUUGAUUGAUAUUACACUGUAAAAGUAAGACGCAGACGAAACCAAAGUCUUGGACUCCUGACGGAUCGUCCUCAGAGACUGUCCUGUCCGAGCAGAACCGGCCAACUAGAUUUACUGUUAUACAGUACGACUGUCAUCCGGGGCUUUCCACAGAUAAUGAUCGGUGUCUGUAUAUACUGUAGCUUAGUUUGUUGCACAACUAGAGUUCACAAUAUUGAAAUCAUGCACAUAUAACAUUGUCCUACUCCUACACUUUGACAAUAAACACCAUUUGCUGUGUUUUAA